Phytophthora infestans T30-4 is the source of this 849-nucleotide messenger RNA. RefSeq lists its product as uncharacterized. Bases 1 to 849 code for a protein of 282 amino acids. Lineage: Eukaryota; Oomycota; Peronosporomycetes; Peronosporales; Peronosporaceae. The transcript has 3 exons. Gene Ontology annotation, molecular function: zinc ion binding; nucleic acid binding. The record is from RefSeq and is a predicted model, not a curated record.
AUGAGCGGUGGUGACUGGUCGGAGGAAUUCCGCAUCCUUGCCUUGAACGGCAAGAUGGAUGGAUCUGCACUGGUGUACUUCGAGAGGAUGCUUCCACUCUGGACGGCGGAGUCGCCGACACUGGAACAUGUGAUGAAUAGAAUGUUAGUACCGACGUGGGCGGAGCACUUUCAGUACUUGACGUACGUAGCUGAAAGGUCGGGGUGUUCGGAUCUACACGUGAUACAGUGUUUGUGUAAGUCCGCACCGGGUUACUUGCAGAGUGCCAUGCUCACAAGGCUGAACUCACAGCGCAUGGAUCACUUGCAGCAAGCUACGGAGUUAGUGGCUUUUGCGAUUGAGUACGAGGCAAGCAUGGGCAAGUACGAACGAUCUCGUAGUCAAGGAGGCCGCGGCAACAGAGAACAUGGUCGGUUCCAUGGUAGUAACCGAGGUGUCCACGGUGAACGAGGACAGGAAACCGUCUCACGCGUAGACGAUACUGACACUCGCAGAUGCUACAACUGCAACGAGAUUGGACAUAUUGCAAGAAAUUGUCCAGCGAAGAAGAAUAACGGUGCCAAAGAGAUCAAGCUGUUGAAGAACGCAGUGGACUGUGACGAUCAAUACAGAGCGGCGAAUGGUGAGAACAUAAGGGUAAUCAAGAAAGGCUCUGUGGAGCUCAAGACGAUCGUGGAUGGACGAGAAGUCGUGGUGGACAUUUCGGAUGUUCAUUACGCUGAGAACUUAGCCGACAACAUCAUGAGUUACGGCAGAUUGGAGGAGAAAGGUGUGUACCUUGAGCGUCACGACGGCAAAAGCUACAUGGUGCAGCAGAAGAGUGGAGUAGAUUGGAUGACCCGCCUGUAA